AUGCUACGAAGACUCAUUCGACCAAUCUGGAGAUUGCCCAGGGCACCAAAGGUACAAUCUAUUCGUCACAACUCCACUUUGAACGAGGAAUACUUGGAUACAAAAAAUUUGCCUAUGAGAUGGGAGAAAAUGGAGAAAGAGGCUCAGGAAGAAAUCAUAGAUCAUUUAUCUGACUUGCAAGAUGAAUCAUGGAAAAAGCUAUCACCAGACAACAAGAGGGCCUGUUAUUAUUUGGCAUACGGAGAGUGGGGUCCAAGAAACAAACAAACGAUGACAGUUCCGGAGGUGGUUUUCAAGCUUAUAACAAGUGGUAUUUUGUUUAUUGUCUUGGGAGUGACUGCAGUGAAUUACGCCAUCGACAAAGAAAAGAAAGAACAAUUAGAGAGCGGUAGUAAUCAAUCAGCUGCCCAAGUAACCUGA
Komagataella phaffii GS115 is the source of this 420-nucleotide messenger RNA. RefSeq lists its product as hypothetical. Gene Ontology annotation, biological process: mitochondrial electron transport, cytochrome c to oxygen. Lineage: Eukaryota; Fungi; Ascomycota; Pichiomycetes; Pichiales; Pichiaceae. The record is from RefSeq and is a predicted model, not a curated record. The transcript has a single exon. The coding region runs from base 1 to 420 and encodes 139 amino acids.